CGGUCCUCAUCAGACCGGAGAUCUGCUGCUGGACGCUGCUGCUGUUUGAGAGCUCCUCAGUCGGAACAAUAGGGAUUUUUGUAUCAACCCCUGGUAGUAAUAGUAGUCCUCAAAUCCGACAACAGGGAUCAGCCAUGCCUUUCGGUAACACGCACAACGAGACGAAGAUGAAGUACGCCUCGGAGCAGGAGUACCCGGACCUCAGCAAACACAACAAUCAUAUGGCCCGGAUCCUGACUGCUUCCAUGUACGAGCGGCUGAGGAGCAAACAGACACCCAGUGGAUUUACUCUGGAUGAUGUCAUUCAGACUGGGGUUGAUAACCCAGGCCACCCCUUCAUCAUGACUGUGGGCUGCGUCGCCGGAGACGAGGAGACAUACGAGGUCUUCAAAGAGCUGCUGGACCCCGUGAUCGAGGACCGUCACGGAGGAUACAAACCCUCAGACAAGCACAAGACUGACCUCACCGCCAGCAACCUGAAGGUACCGCAGCCCUCUGUUCAGGUAACAUGGCUGACUGUAACACUGAACAAACUAAACAUGUGUGUCCUCCUCCUCCUAAAGGGUGGCGACGACCUCGACCCCAACUACGUCCUGAGCUCCCGAGUCCGAACAGGUCGCAGCAUCCGCGGCUUCUGCCUGCCGCCUCACUGCAGCCGAGGAGAGAGGCGUGCUGUGGAGAAGCUCUCCAUCGAAUCUCUGGCCUCCCUGAGUGGAGACCUGAAGGGGAAAUACUACGCCCUGAAGAACAUGACGGAUGCCGAGCAGCAGCAGCUCAUCGAUGACCACUUCCUGUUUGACAAGCCAGUGUCUCCUCUGCUGCUGGCCUCAGGGAUGGGCCGCGACUGGCCCGACGCCAGGGGCAUCUGGCACAACGAUAACAAGACAUUCCUGGUGUGGGUGAAUGAGGAGGACCACCUGCGUGUCAUCUCUAUGCAGAAAGGCGGCAACAUGAAGGAAGUGUUUAACCGCUUCUGCACCGGACUCACCAAGAUCGAGAACCUGUUCAAGGAGAGUAACCACCCAUUCAUGUGGAACGAGCACCUGGGCUACGUCCUCACCUGCCCAUCUAACCUGGGCACCGGCCUGCGCGCUGGUGUGCACGUGAAGCUGCCCAACAUGAGCAAAAAUGCCAAGUUUGAGGAUGUUCUCAAGAAGCUGAGGCUCCAGAAACGUGGAACUGGUGGCGUGGACACGGCCGCUGUGGGCGGAGUGUUUGACAUCUCCAACGCCGACCGACUGGGCUUCUCUGAGGUGGCGCUGGUGCAGAUGGUGGUUGAUGGCGUCAAGCUGCUGGUGGAGAUGGAGAAGAAGCUGGAGAAGGGCCAGUCCAUCGACGACCUCAUGCCCGCCCAGAAGUAAAACCGUCCCGACACCCAAACCCCCCCACCCCCGGUCCCCUCUCAUCCCUCCCCUCUGUUUGAAUGACUGUUUGACUCUCUGUCCCUGAAACACACUCUGUAUCACACAGCUUGGUUUGUUUGUGUAUUUAAGACGAAACGGUUCCUGUGAGGAUGGUAAUAAAAUAAAAAAAUGUUCUGGUUCAACUUUGA
Sebastes umbrosus (honeycomb rockfish) is the source of this 1552-nucleotide messenger RNA. RefSeq names its product creatine kinase, brain a (gene ckba). The transcript is spliced from 7 exons. Gene Ontology annotation, biological process: phosphocreatine biosynthetic process. The coding region runs from base 135 to 1361 and encodes 408 amino acids. The record is from RefSeq and is a predicted model, not a curated record. Gene Ontology annotation, molecular function: creatine kinase activity. NCBI's taxonomy places the organism in Eukaryota, Metazoa, Chordata, Actinopteri, Perciformes, Sebastidae.